UAGGAAUCAUUUUGAAUAGAUUUUCAGAAGACAUACUGUACAUUGAUGAAGUAGUACCCUUAACGUUUUUUUAUGUAAUGAGUUACAUUGUCGGAGCAGUUGGAGUUAUCAUCCUCAUAGCCACAGUUAAUAUAACAUUCCUAAUUCCAUGUAUUCUGUUUAGUGUGUUAAUAGUAUUCGCACAAAUGUUCUACUUAAAAACCGGAAAUGCUUUAAAACGACUAGAAUUCUUAACUCGAAGUCCUUUAAUUGGGUACAUAAAUGCAACUUUAGACGGACUGACAACCAUAAGAACCUCAAGAAUGCAGGACAUAUUACGCAAAGAGUUUGACCAACAUCAAGAUUUGUAUGCUUCCUGUUCCUAUUUAUAUAAAUGUUGUGAAAAAGCAUUUCAUUUUGUGGUAGCAACCGACGAAAUUAUUCUCCUUAUUUUCGCAAUUAUCCUUUUCUUAGCGCUAAAUGACAAAACGGCAGCAGGAAAAGUUGGACUUGUUUUGUCACAAAUAUAUAAAUUAACUAAUACGCAACAUUUGCUAUAUCGUAUGGUAACCAGAUUUGAGAACCAAAUGAUAACAGUAGAAAGAGUUUUGGAAUAUACUAAAGAAAAGCAGGAAAACAAAGAUGGUUUAGUAGUAGAAAACUGGCCCAGAGAAAGUGGAAUACGAUUCAAAGACGUCUACCUUUCUUACAAAACCGACCAAGACCAUAUUUUAAAAAACUUAAACUUCACCAUCAAAAACAAACAAAAAGUAGCCAUCGUUGGCAGAACUGGUUCAGGAAAAACAUCUUUGAUUUCUACACUCGUUCGACUUUAUGAUUUCAAAGGAAACAUUUUUAUUGACAACGUAGACAUCAAGACACUUCCAGUAGAUUUCCUCAGGUCAAAAAUAUCUGUAAUUCCACAAGAACCUACUAUAUUUUCGGGAACGAUACGGGAGAAUAUUGAUCCGACAAGACAAUAUUCAGAUGAUGAUAUUUGGAAAGUUAUUAGAACCGUGAAUCUAUCAAUGUUUCACGAUUUGAAUGAGAAAAUUGACAUGGGUUUAAGUGUUGGCCAAAAGCAACUCAUUUGUUUGUGUAGAGCUCUCGUUCGGCGUAACAAAAUUGUUAUUUUUGAUGAAGUUAACGCCAGUGCUGAUUUGGAAACUGAAGCUUUGAUUCAAAAAAUAGUUUUAGAAAAUUUUGCUGAGUGUACAGUCAUCGCAAUUAUCCAUAAACUACACUAUAUUCUAGAUUUUGAUUUAGUAUUAGUUGUAGAUAAAGGUAUCAUAAUUGAAUCUGGGGAUCCGUCCAGCUUGCUGAAAAGAAAAGAUGGCAUGCUAAGGAACUUGUUUCGGAGACAAUGA
Zophobas morio is the source of this 1346-nucleotide messenger RNA. Its product is annotated as probable multidrug resistance-associated protein lethal(2)03659. The record is from RefSeq and is a predicted model, not a curated record. Gene Ontology annotation, cellular component: membrane. Gene Ontology annotation, molecular function: ATP binding; ATP hydrolysis activity; ABC-type transporter activity. Bases 78 to 1346 code for a protein of 422 amino acids. Gene Ontology annotation, biological process: transmembrane transport. NCBI's taxonomy places the organism in Eukaryota, Metazoa, Arthropoda, Insecta, Coleoptera, Tenebrionidae. The transcript has 4 exons.